This is a messenger RNA of Clupea harengus (Atlantic herring), 4382 nucleotides long. RefSeq names its product chromosome 3 C15orf39 homolog (gene prmt2ip). The transcript has 4 exons. The coding region runs from base 848 to 4231 and encodes 1127 amino acids. The record is from RefSeq and is a predicted model, not a curated record. NCBI's taxonomy places the organism in Eukaryota, Metazoa, Chordata, Actinopteri, Clupeiformes, Clupeidae.
CAACAAGCGAAAGGGAGAGUACGGGACGUGACGAUCUGAUUCGGUCGUAUUCUGUUAUCAUGUUAUUGAUCCCUUGAUGUUAUCGAGUAAUCAAUAGAACUUCCUUUGAACCCCAUCGGAUCAGGUCACGAGCUGACUGAAAGUAUGUCGACCGACUCCACGGGGGCCCUUUCCUGGUCAACCAUUCACUUGAGGUAAUAUGGUUGGGGUGUUUUACAAACAACAUGCUCAUAAAUCACAUUUGCUGGAUCACCGCUGGAAUGUAAGAACCCGCUCUUGAACGGACCUGGUCCUGGUCUGACAUUCUCACGCAGAAAGCAAGAGCAGAGAAAUUCUACGUACAAGAGUAGAAACGGCGCUCUAAAAUAUCCACUUAGAUUUAACCUGCAGGUAUUUUCUUUCACUGUAGCUUAUGAUGUCAAUGAGUUUCCGUGAUUCCUGUACAAAUUAACAUUAAGCGUUACAUAUGCCUAGCGCUUCACGCCACGGACUACAUUGAGUAGGUUAUUGGGACAAUGGUUUCAAUCCACGAUAUCAUUUUUAACAAAUGACAUGACACCAAUCCUUGACCCCGCCUAUCAAUAAGACCGUCCUUCUCUCUCGUGUCUCUUGGCAGUUAAACAACACUCGUCAAAUUAGAGGACUUCAACAGGCUGGCCAAAACACUGCAGAGAUGGCACAGCCUUCCUGUAACGAGACUUUUGUCUAACAUGGGAACGCCGAAUUUUUUGUUUUUAAGUCAAGGAAUAACAUGUGUUUUACAUUUGGUUGAAGGUUUAAUAUCUUGGUACAAAUAUGAGUUACGGAUUGAGACAUAACUAAGCAUUAAUCAUCAACCAGGUUUGCCAUGAUCAGGCCAUCUCAGCUACCGGUCACCAUGACGAGCAAGCCAGCCCAGGGCUUCAUGGACUCUGCGUCCCCCAGUCAGAUGCUUGGGGUCGAGGGGGCGCUGGGGCCCGCGGCUCCUCUGGGACGCCACAUGCCGGGGGCUCUCCCCAGGUACCCGCACAGCGAGGCCUUGCAGUACGCUGGGCCCUAUUAUUCAUACCGCCUCUGCGGACAGGAGGGGGGCGGGGGAGACCCUCCGCCCGCGUGGAGCCCCUCGUUGGCCUACCUGGGGAGCAACAGCGGGAGUCCUGUGAUGCCUCCGGCCAUUGCAGAGGGCUCAAUUAAGAGCCCGAUCGUUUACCGGCAAGAGAAGGUGUUGCCCCCAGCGAGCUCUGGUGGCUCUCCUCUGCCUGUGGCGCAGGAGCUUGGAGCUAAACGGAGAUACGCAGGGUAUUACCCCGACAGGGACCAGGGCAAAUGUAGGAGCCCUAGCGUGGUCACACCUGUUGUUGUGAGGCGUCAGUCGUUAACAGGCGCUAACCUCUGCUCGCAGGCUGACAGCCCGGUGGGAUUGGCCAUUCCCAAACCGCUGUACGGCCACAACUCCUGUUGCUCCGACUCGCGAUGCACGGCGGGGCACAGCUACAGCGUGGAGCAGGGGCUUCACAGGAUGCCCCCGAACGUUUACGAGGACGAGUGGCUGAUUGGGUACGCUCCGUCGAGGAAGGACUUGGAGAUGCUGCUGGACCAGAGAGGCUUGCAUGCGGAGCCCAGUGCAGAGGUAUCUCCUGGGAAAGAGGUGGCAGCUGAAGAGUACUGUGGUAUGGACAUGCACCUAAACCGGAGAGUGCCAACCUAUGGGGAGGCUGGCCACAGCGGCUAUGCAUGCAGUCCUACAAACGGCACGACAUUUAUUGGCAUCCCCCCGGAGCCAUGCCAGCGGCUACAGUUCUCCUCUAGAGAGUAUCCCGGUUUACCUCCUUCCCAUUCACACAUGUAUGAUCCGGCAGCACUCGCUCGGUACAGGAUUCCUCCCAAAGAGUAUCCCCAUGCUCCGAGGUAUGUGCAGGUUCCGCAGCGGUCAAGGGUGUACUAUACUCAGGAACACAUGGAGGCAGAGAAGGCCUCUGUCCGCGCAGACGUGAGGGAGAAAUACAGCGACAGGACUCCCUCACUGUCUCCUGGGAGACGAGACGCCUGCCCAAGCUCGCCUGCCCACUGUUCCCUCCAACAACACAUUCCGCCUGUCUUCGCCAACCCUCCUAUGCACUGCCACAUGCACCUACCCAGGCACCACUUCCCACCCAGGAACUUUGACCACCCUGCCUACCAUCCUUACCAGUUGCAUUUAAACGGUGGGCACCCAAAAGCCGCGCCCAUGAGGCCUCCCUCACAUCCCCUUCCCUCUAACCUAGACAAUCCACUAGACUACUCCUUACAUAGGGGGCAGCCAGGGUCAUCUCCACGGCAGCCAGGGUCAUCUCCAAGGCAGCCAGGGUCAUCUCCAAGGCAGCCAGGGUCAUCUCCAAGGCAGUUUCCAGUGUCUCAUAGUCUUUAUAGCAUAGUGCCACACACACCUCUUAGACCUGAACAUAGGAGUCCAAACCAUGUGGCCAGUGUGAAAACGCCCCUAGGUCACUACAUGGAGGGCUCGCACUUUUCUUCAGAUGUUAAUGAGAAAUAUGGUGCUUCUGACAAGCACCCCUCUGAUUUUUCAGGCCAAAAGGUGCAUUACAGGGACUUGUUGGCACAACCAGACAUUAGAAGACUGCUCUCUACUAGGGAUAAGAUAUCCAGCGAUGAUGAGGAUGUGUAUGAGGUUGAAGUGACGACCAAAAAGCGAAAGGUGGAGAUGGACCACGAGGCGGCAGCUUUUCCCCAGGUACCUGCAUCUCCACCAAUGCCAGUCAUCAAUCAGGUGUUUAGCUUGGCUCCUUACAAACUCUACCUUGAGGCUGCUGGUGUGCUACCUCCAGUCAAAAGACAACCUCCUGGUAAACUCAAACAGGAUCCAGAGAUAUCGGAAGGUAGUGACUUGCAUGAUUCUGUACGUGGUACCAAAGAGAUAACUGAGACGAUGACUAUAAAAAAUGAGAAUAAAAAAAUGGACCUUCCUAACAAAGAGGAAACCGAAGAGAAUCAUUUUUGCGACAGAACAUUUGUCAAGAAUAAAGCGUCUAAUGUUGCGUCAUGUACAACAGCAGUUAAGUUUCCUCUGAAAACAGAUUUGGAGGCAGAUAACCCAUCUCUAGAGGUCACUGUGCCAAAGUAUAAAGUCGAGGUGACCUCAGAGCACGGUGCAGAGACCACUCCAUCUUCCCAUAAAAGUACCAAAGAUGCCACACUCGAGGCCAAACCUGCUGUGAAACCCUCACCGCCACUAGUUACCCUCACCCCCAAACUGCUGCCUUUGCCCCCAAAGAACCCUGUCCGAGGCAACCUCCAGAACAUCCCUCCUCAGUGCCUUAAACUCACUUCCUUCAACAUUAUCCUUCCUGAGGCUCUGCGGACGAAUGUCAGACUGGCCCCACAUGCCCCGAACCCCCUCCCAGCCGCCCCUCACUCCCCUGCUCUGCGGACAUCGGUUAGACCGGCCCCACAUGCCCCGAACCCCCUCCCAGCCGCCCCCCACUCCCCUGCUCUGCGGACAUCGGUUAGACCGGCCCCACAUGCCCCGAACCCCCUCCCAGCCGCCCCCCACUCCCCUGCUCUGCGGACAUCGGUUAGACCGGCCCCACAUCCCCCGAACCCCCUCCCAGCUGCCCCCCACUCCCCUGCCGAACCCACGCCAGACGGGUCCAUUGCAAGACAAGCCCGUCACCAGUUCAUGGAGAUGCACCAGUCCCUCUGUAAGCUCAUCUACACCUUCACUACCCAGACUCCACCUCAGGAGCUCCAGGGGUGGUUGUCCAAGAUGGAGUUGGUCAAAACCCUGUACCCUCCUGACAAGCACCAGAAAGUGUCCUGCCUGGUGGGGGUCAAGGCCAGGGAGGUGUGGGAGCGGGCCGGCGAGAGGUCACUGGCGCUCCAGAAGGUUCUGAGCAAGCUGAAGGGGUACCAUGCGAGCGGGGGAUGCCCCUUCCCGCACGUGAUGCGGGCCGGGGGCGUCUUCAUCCCCAUGCUGGUGGUGAGGGAGGGCCUGUUCCCUCAGGUGCAGGGCACCUUCAUCGACCAGGUGCUGCAGGAACACCGGGUCGAGCUUAGGCCCACUACUUUGUCCGAGGAGAAGUACCUGACCCAGCUGCAGAAACGGGCCUGCUCAUCCAAGCUGCGCAGGCUACUAUCGUUCCGACACCUGCCUGAUAUUUACGCCGACGUGCUGAACCUGUUCUACUACACCUGCGUCUGUAAGGUCCUAGAUUCCACAUCCCAGGGUGCUGCCAAAAAGACACCUCAGAUGUAGCACCUGAUGAGCCAAUCAAGGCGGAACUGGAGGAUCUUCCAGAGGGAACAGACACCUUAGGGAACCCCCCCCACUCCUGCGGUCCCCACCAGUUGACCCCCGAGGGGCACUGUUUCACGGUGAAGCAGGAACCUGAGGAAAGGGAUAUCGA